Bipolaris sorokiniana ND90Pr is the source of this 365-nucleotide messenger RNA. RefSeq lists its product as uncharacterized. NCBI's taxonomy places the organism in Eukaryota, Fungi, Ascomycota, Dothideomycetes, Pleosporales, Pleosporaceae. The transcript has a single exon. The annotation marks the transcript as partial. The record is from RefSeq and is a predicted model, not a curated record.
CGCCAUCGCCGCUACCAUAGGGCUCUCGCCCGCCACAAUCGCUGUCAUGGCCUCUUGCUGCACGCCGAGAAAUUUGGCUGUCUGGCUCAUCUUCUGCAACCGUCCCCAUCUCUCUAUCCUCGUCUCAUCUGCCUCGCUCUUUACAGUCCAAUGCUUGACUCUUGGCUUUAUUCCACCUGCUUCACCAAGAUCAUAUCUUGUACCUAAUCCUAGCCAUGGCCUUGUGCCUUGCCUUCGGUACUCAAGCCGCUUCUCUCGAUACUUCCUUCGACUAAGCUACUCUGUAAAAUAACCGCCUAGACCACACUGAGUCCUUAUAUUCUCGGCAUCACCUCUGAACGUGGCUCGAUCAAAAUGAGAUAACG